Molecule: messenger RNA, 1173 nt
Organism: Vigna umbellata (rice bean)
Lineage: Eukaryota; Viridiplantae; Streptophyta; Magnoliopsida; Fabales; Fabaceae
Source: RefSeq, a predicted model, not a curated record
AUGGCACCCAGACCUCCUCCUCAACCCCAAACCACCGAACGUGAUGUGUCCGACAACACCAGGUUGUUGGAAUCAGUAAUAGAAAGGCUACAGCAGCAGAACGCUGUCUUGAUGCAGCAGAACGCGGCUGCUUUACAGAGUUUGGAAGCAGCUCGCGCCAACUCUGAAGCAACCCAGAGGCAAUUGAUGGAAAUCAUUACAACUACUAGGAACACAUCGGGAGCGUCCUCUUCCAACGCUCCCCACCAGGCAGAGUGGAGUUUAGAGAAUUUUCUGCAGCAUCAUCCGGCCAAGUUUGAUGGGAAGUGUCUACCGGAUGAGGCAGAUCAGUGGCUAAGGGACAUGGAGCGGAUCUACAACGCCAAGAGGUGUCCGAACGACAACAGGUUGGCGUUCACUGAGUAUCUGCUGACUGGAGAGGCCAGUCACUGGUGGACGAGCAUGAAGGCGAUAUUGACGGACGCUCAAAGUCCCAUCUCGUGGGAAGUAUUCAGGAGCAAGUUUUAUGAAGAAUACUUCCCAGAUAGCGUCCGUUUCGCCAAAGAAGUGGAGUUUCUGCAGUUGGUACAAGGUGGAAUGUCCGUCUCGGAGUACACCAACAAGUUCAAGCAUUUAGUACGAUUUAACACCAUGGCUACCAGUGAAGAGUGGCAGUGUCGAAAGUUUAAGAAUGGGCUGAGGAGUGAUCUGAAAGUGCUGAUAUCCAGCCUUUGUAUUAAGUCGUUUCCUACAAUGGUGGAGAGGGCCAAAAUAUUGGAAAAGAAUGUGGCUGAAGUGGAGCAGCAGAAGAAGCAGCAACAAACAACUAGGGGACCGAUUCUGUCCAGAACAAAUCUGAAUCGAGGUAGGACACCGUAUGCUCGUCCAGCACAGCCAUCAAAUUCUCAAUCUAUGGUUGUUGCCGGGCAGUCUGGACAGCAUGGGGCAGUCAGAUCUACGACGUUCGCGCACCCGGGUGAUNAGGAGUUGAAUAUGAGGCAGAGGAGGUGGCUUGAGUUCUUGAAGGACUACGAUUUUGAGUUACUCUACCAUCCAGGGAAAGCGAACGUAGUAGCGGACGCGUUGAACAGAAAGGUGGUGCAUGUCUCGUCCAUGAUGGUUCGAGAAUUAAGUUUGGUGGAGAGCUUUAGAGAUCUAAGGUUACAGUUCGACUUGGAACCGGGGCAGUAUUAA